AUGUCUCUGCGUCUUCAGAAGCGCCUCGCAGCAUCUAUUUUAAAGUGCGGUCAGCACAGAGUGUGGCUAGACCCUAAUGAAAGCGGAGACAUAGCUCUAGCGAACAGUCGCUUUUCUGUUCGCAAGUUAAUUAGAGAUAAUCUUAUCAUUCGGAAGGCUGUCGCUGUACACUCUAAAUAUAGAUAUAGGCUUUAUCAACAAGCUAAACGCCAAGGGCGUCACAUGGGGAUUGGCAAGAGAAAGGGUACUCGAGAUGCGCGUCUACCUGCAAAAGUGCUGUGGAUGAGGCGUCAGCGGGUCUUGAGGAGACUCUUGAAGAAAUACAGAGACGCUAAGAAGAUCGAUAGCCAUAUGAUUCUCUUCAUGCUGUCUAUCGACAGUCAUAUGUACCACAAGUUAUAUUUGAGGUGUAAAGGAAAUCAGUUUAAGAAUAAGAGAGUAUUGAUUGAAGCAAUUCAUAACGAAAAGAAUAUGAAAGUAAAAGAGAAGGCUCUUCAAGAGCAAGUAGAUGCAAGGAAGCAGAAGGCUGCAGCACAAAAAGAGAAGCGUAGACUUAAAGAAGAAAAUAAAAAGAUCUCAAGUGCUGCUGCUGCUAAGCCAGCAGAGUAA
Molecule: messenger RNA, 609 nt
Organism: Eimeria acervulina
Lineage: Eukaryota; Apicomplexa; Conoidasida; Eucoccidiorida; Eimeriidae
Product: 60S ribosomal protein L19, putative
Exons: 5
Coding region: 1-609 (202 amino acids)
Biological process (GO): translation
Cellular component (GO): cytosolic large ribosomal subunit; ribosome
Molecular function (GO): RNA binding; structural constituent of ribosome
Source: RefSeq, a predicted model, not a curated record